CUCAUAACAAAAUCGAAUAUGGAUUAUUUUUGGGAAUACUGUCUAAAUGUGUAGUUUAGUCAAGAUAAUUAGGCAACAUUGAAUGUGACCAUGGAAACGGGUCUAGUUCAUGUGGAAUCGUUUACAAGUCAAUAUACGCAAUCUACAGAAGAGUCGUCUUGGCACAGCGUGGAAAGCGAUGAAACCGACCAGGAUAUCGACUUUAUUGAGAAGCAUCACAUUUUCUACACUCGGCCGCCCUUGAAUGAGGCGUUAAGUGCCAGAUACUUGUACAGCUUUGCCUACAAAACAUUUCGGCUGCGAACUCCGCAUAUGAUCAAUGACAUCAUCCAUUACCUGCAGGAGAACGAGGACAGGAUCAUGGAGCAGUGCGGGAAAUAUGCACGCUACGAUCUGCGACGUGUCAUUUGGAGUCUAGACAUAUUGCGCAACGAGAUUUUGGACAAUCGUGAGUUCAAGCUUUUCUAUGACAAAGAGCCAGAUGCAAAGGAUUGGAAUGUGGAGAUCAAGUGGCUGGUGAAUCGCGAGAAGAGUCGCUGGUUUACAUCCAAUUGGCUCUUUGCCGAAUGCUAUCUCUAUCGACGCAUCUGGGCUGCAUUCCGGCGUGCCGAAACCUUAAGGAACUAUGAUUAUUUUAGUCCCCAAAAAAUAAGCUCUGCUCGGAAUGUAACUUUUCUUAUGAGCACCAUUCUACAGGCGACUCGUGAUCUUCCGCGUAGUCGGGAGAAUUUCCAGCUCAUGUUGAAACUAUCACUGUGGGGUAAUCGUUGUGAUCUGUCGAUCACAACUGAAUCUCCAAGUGAGCAGAUGUUGCAGCUAAUUGGCGAGCUUGACAAGCAUUUGAUCACGGAUCAGUCUGAGGAUGUUUGGAGUCUGUUGGCAGAGGAUUCCCAAGCGUCUGGCUCUCCUCUUAUUGUCGACAUUGUCUUGGAUAAUGCCGGCUACGAACUCUUCACGGAUCUCCUGCUGGCCGAGUACAUUAUCGAAUCGGGUCUGGCCAAAAAGGUGCGUUUUCAUGUUAAGGCCAUUCCUUGGUUCGUCUCGGAUGUCACUGCCCAUGAUUUUCGCUGGAUGCUCAACUUCUUGCGUUGCCACGAAAUGCCGCAAUUGGAGGCCUUUGGGCACAAACUGCAAUGUCUUCUGCAGGAUCAGUCUCUGGAAUUGUACCCCACCUGUGACUUCUGGACUAGACCCAAGGGUUUCAGCUUUAUGAGAGAAAUGUGCCCGUGCUUAUACGUCCAACUUAGCCUAGGUGCUCUCGUCAUAUUCAAGGGAGAUCUCAACUAUCGCAAGCUCCUCGAGGACAUCAACUACAAUUCCACAACGCCAUUUCGUGACUGCCUGGGUGGUUUUAUGCCCACCAGCAUUUGUGCCCUCCGCGUCAUUAAAUCCGACAUCUAUUGUGGCAUGCCCGUCUGUGUCGUCGACUGGCUAAACGAAGAUGAUUCACACUGGAUGGUCAAAGCCGAGAAAGCAGUUAUCCAACUGGCUGUCAAGCCCAGGCCGUAAACAGUGUAUUUAUAAUAAACCAGUAUAAUAUAGAUUGGGAUCAGAGCUGCCAAUAAAGAUUACAAUUUUAUUUUAACUUAA
Molecule: messenger RNA, 1590 nt
Organism: Drosophila innubila
Lineage: Eukaryota; Metazoa; Arthropoda; Insecta; Diptera; Drosophilidae
Product: damage-control phosphatase ARMT1
Exons: 1
Coding region: 91-1509 (472 amino acids)
Biological process (GO): DNA damage response
Cellular component (GO): cytoplasm; nucleus
Molecular function (GO): phosphatase activity
Source: RefSeq, a predicted model, not a curated record